Bombina bombina (fire-bellied toad) is the source of this 3757-nucleotide messenger RNA. It is a transcript of the gene TCP11L2, whose product is annotated as t-complex 11 like 2. The record is from RefSeq and is a predicted model, not a curated record. Bases 437 to 1975 code for a protein of 512 amino acids. Gene Ontology annotation, biological process: signal transduction. The transcript is spliced from 10 exons. Lineage: Eukaryota; Metazoa; Chordata; Amphibia; Anura; Bombinatoridae.
UGUGGGUUAUAUUAGUGCAGCGGUUGUGGUGUUCUAGAUAGAAGUGGAUACGCGUUUUGCGUUGUUUUGUUACAUGUGAUUACAUGGUACAGUCUGUCCCUGUACUGAUCAGCUGUGAGACCUGACUGCUUCAUAACAAAACAUCGGGAUUGAGUGUUUGGCUGCUUGCUCGGUUAUGUUUAAUAGGGAAACAAACAAGGAGGUGGUUUGAGUUUACGUUGCUUUAUGUCUGACACCGACUUCGGUUAUCGUCUUGCUUUGCAUAGUUUUAACUGGAAAUAUCAUAGUUAACGGAUAUAUCAAAUACAAUAAACUGCAUGGUUCAGGGAGCUAAGUCCCUAGGUGUAUAUACGAAUCUACACAGAUAAUUGUCACCUAAACGGAAUAAAGUGCGGUAUAAGGAGGACGUUACAGGGUGCUUUAUACCAUUUUUAAAAUGCCAUUCUCAAAUGACAAACCACGUGGCAACGAUGACCGCCUGAGUGACUCCGAUACAUCACGGUUGUCAGAAAGCAUGACGUUUUCAUCCAGUGAUAACGAAUCUACUAGAGAAAGUUUUACCAGCGACUCUUCAAGCAAACAAGCAUCGCCUGCCUCAAGUCCACCAAAAUCUGUGACUUUGGAUGAAGUGAUGGCGACUACAAGAAACAUGUCUAAUUUAGUGCUGGCCCAUGAAAUUGUCGUGAAUGAAAACUUUCACCUGGAUAGUAUAGACCCUCCUGAAAACAGUUUGGAAGGAAGGGUAAAGCAAAUAGUUCACAAAGCAUUUUGGGAUUUAUUGGAGGCUGAGUUGAAUGAGGAUCCGCCGAAAUAUGAAUAUGCCAUCAAGCUUUUUGAUGAGAUUAAAGAGAUUUUGCUUUCAUUCUUAACUCCGGGUACAAACAGACUACGCACACAAAUAUGUGAAGUGUUGGAUGCAGAUCUUAUAAGACAACAAGCUGAACAUAAUACUGUUGAUAUCCAGAAACUUGGAAGCUAUAUUAUUAAUAUUAUGGCAAAGUUAUGUGCUCCUGUCAGAGAUGAUGAUAUUAAAAACUUGAAAACCAGCUGCAACGUUGUACAGAUGUUACGUGAUGUAUUUCAUGUCUUGGACCUCAUGAAGAUGGAUAUGGUCAAUUAUACUAUCCAAAACAUCAGACCUCAGCUUCAGCGCCAGUUAGUGGAGUAUGAAAGAGUAAAGUUUCAGGAAGUUCUUGACAAAUCACCAGAUGCCCUCUCUCAAACAUCUGAGUGGAUUAAAGAAUCUCUUGACAAUGCCUUAGAAGCGAGAUCUCAUGAAAAUUCCACCUGUGCAAAUGGUGCAUCAAUGGACAAUCUGAGUCCUACAUCGGUGCUAAAUAAUGGUUUUCUGAAGCUUCUUCAAAUGGAUUAUCAAAAAGUUUUGCCAGAGACUCUCAUUACAGAUGAAUUUCGCAUUCAAGAAUUAAAGCACAAACUUUAUCAAGUGAAACUUAUAGCUUGUGUGUGCCUCAUUGCUCAGAACAUAAUGGGAUCUUGCUGCACUAAUGAAUUUACAGACAAAAUGAAAGAAAUCACAGCAAUACUCCUGCAGGGUGUGAACAACAAAAAAUUCAAUUUAAAAGAAUCUCUCAAUACUAUUAGCAUUAAAAUUUGUUUUGAGCUGAACAAAUCACUGACAGAAAGAGAUUUACCCACACUUAAUGCUGAGGCACAAGCCAACUUAGUGGGACAAAUCUGCAGCAUCAUUGAAAAAGAACAUCCUAUUUACAACUUGAUUGAAAAAAGGAUCCAAGGAUAUCUGAGCAAAUUCCUGUGCCUCCCACCUCCAUUUAAACAAGUCCCUGCUAUUCCUGGAGGGCUUUCGUCAGUGCACAUGGAGAUGGAGUUUAUUGGCGUUCAUUUUACCAAUAUAGUGAACUUUAACAAGCAAGUGUAUGGACCAUUUUAUGCAAAUAUCUUUAGAAAGCUGCUUUUCAGUAAGACACCAGGGGAUAAGGUACAAUCUGAGUCUUAGCGGAAACUUAACUGCGCAUCAGAUUUGUAAAUAUUCGUUUCUUAAUAGACUGCCCCCAACAAAUGAAGAUAAUAGAAUAAAACAAAGCAAAGCCAGUAUUCUUAUUUUUUUAAUAAACAAAAGUAGACUUGUUUUUUUUAAUUUGGACCUAUUGUUAAACAGGCUAAUUGUGUUUGUUUUUUAUGCUUUGUGAUGUGCUUCAAGAUUGCAUUGAAGCAUUUUCAUAUUAAAGGGACACUAUACCCAAUUUUUUUUCUUUUGUGAUUCAGAUAGAGCAUGCGAUUUUAAGUAACUUUCUAAUUUACUUCUAUUAUCAAUUUUUCUUCGUUCUCUUGUUAUCUUUAUUUGAAAAAGAAGGCAUCUAAGCUUUUUUUCUUAGUUCAGACCUCUGGACAGCACUUUUUAUUGGUGGAUGAAUUUACCCACCAAUCAGCAAGGACAACCCAGGUUGUUCACCAAAAAAUGGGCCUGCAUCUAAACUUACAUUCUUGCAUUUCAAAUAAAGAUACCAAGAGAAUAAAGAAAAUUUGAUAAUAGGAGUAAAUUAGAAAGUUGCUUAAAAUGUCAUGCUCUAUUUUAAUCAUGAAAGAAUAGACUGUUUUUUUUUACCAUGUGUAUGUUCAAUUAAACCAUAAUCAUGUUACAGUCCUGUUUAGCAGCUAAGGUUUUAAGCAGAAAGGAGGGGAUCUGAUUUAUCUGUUUAUGGUACUUGAAUAAGCAAGAACUCACUAUAUUAUUUAAACAUUGUGUAGUGUACAUUGUAUUUGUUGUUUUAUGCUAUGAAUAUUAUUUAGUCCAUGAAACCCAGCAAAUAGUCAUAUGUUAUUGAUUAGAAGCAGAGACCUGUACACUGGAUAACAACAGAUGUUUGAGUUGUUGCUGGAGUCUAAUGCUCCACUCAGUCUUCUGUGUUCGCUUAGCUGAGUGAUUGUCAACUAAGGUAUCAUGAUUUCCCUUAUGUGAGGGUGUAAUAUGAAAUUAGGGCUAACGAUUGAGCAUACACUUUUAAUAUUGAAAGGUUUUAAGUGACACAUAUUGAGCAUUAUUACUAUAUAUAGUUCACAGUAUUUUCAUUUCUACAUAAUUAUGAAACACAGUUCGAGUCCUUAGGAUUUAAAAGCAGGGCUCCACAGAUUUGUUCUAGCAGUUAUGGGCCAGAAAUACUUCCACAAGGCAUAAGUGUGUGUGCACAUAUAUGUAUAAUACAAAAAAUAUGUGCAGAAAAUGUCAGAUGGUAAUAAACAAAUAUCUGUUACAAUGGACUCCGAAACAAUACUCUCCUUUUAACUUGACCGCUGCCUUCUUUCAGUCUCUCCCCAAGGACAUAUACAUAUACAACAAGCCUUUUUCUCUUUAUCAUUAGAGAAAUCGAUAUUCCUCAAAGACCAGCGCCAUCUACUAUUGUUUUUCUAUUGCACAUAUAUGUAUGAAUGUAUCUUUUACAAUAAAGGACAGGCAAAUGUUGUACAAAGCCAGGGCCCCCAAAUCUCUGCACCAGCGCUAUUUUUUUUUUUUUAAAUCACUUUCAUGCCACAGAUUUGUAAAGGAUGUCAGGUGAAUUUAAGAAGUAUGCUAUUAGUCUCCCUGUGCAAAAUAAGAAAAUGUUGGGGCCACAGUGCUAUCUCAUUCCCCAUGUUUGCACUUUCUUUGCCAUUUGUGGCUACUUUUGUGUCAUCUCAAGUUAAGCAAACAUUACAACUACAGGAUAAAGCAAAGUGUUACAUGUUAUAUUGCAAAAUGUACUGUAGGCAAAUGCAGAGAAUAAAAUUGUAUUUGAAUGGA